Molecule: messenger RNA, 1536 nt
Organism: Orbilia oligospora ATCC 24927
Lineage: Eukaryota; Fungi; Ascomycota; Orbiliomycetes; Orbiliales; Orbiliaceae
Exons: 4
Coding region: 1-1536 (511 amino acids)
Biological process (GO): SRP-dependent cotranslational protein targeting to membrane, translocation; SRP-dependent cotranslational protein targeting to membrane
Cellular component (GO): signal recognition particle, endoplasmic reticulum targeting; cytosol
Molecular function (GO): 7S RNA binding; GTPase activity; endoplasmic reticulum signal sequence receptor activity
Source: RefSeq, a predicted model, not a curated record
AUGGUUCUCGCCGAUUUAGGGCGGCGGAUCAAUUCCGCCGUUCAGGACCUCACACGCUCAAAUCUAGUCGAUGAGAAGGCUUUCGAUAGCAUGAUCAAAGAGAUUGGCAACGCCCUCGUCGAAGCUGAUGUCAACGUGAAACUCGUCGCCAACCUACGUAAAUCCAUCCGACAAACCGUAAACUUCAAAGAUCUCGGCCAGGGCGUCAACAAGAAGAGGAUAAUCCAAAAAGCGGUCUUCGAUGAAUUAUGUAGACUGGUGGACUCGCAUUCGGAACCUUACAAGCCGAAGAAAGGAAAGACGAAUGUUAUCAUGUUUGUGGGGUUACAAGGUUCCGGAAAGACGACGACAUGUACAAAACUGGCAAGAUGGUAUAAUGCACGAGGGUUUAAGGCUUGCUUAGUGUGUGCCGAUACGUUCAGAGCCGGUGCCUUUGAUCAGCUGAAACAGAAUGCAACCAAGGCCAAAGUACCAUAUUACGGAUCGUACACAGAGACAGAUCCUGUAAAAGUGGCGAAGGCUGGUGUGGACAAGUUCAAGAAAGAGCGAUUCGAGAUUAUCAUAGUAGAUACUUCUGGAAGACAUCGCCAAGAAACAGAACUGUUCGCGGAAAUGGUGCAGAUACAAGAGGCUGUGAGACCGGAUCAAACUAUCAUGGUGCUGGACGCGAGUAUUGGACAGCAGGCAGAGGCACAGAGUAAGGCGUUCAAAGAGAGUGCAGAUUUCGGAGCCAUCGUUAUUACAAAAACGGAUGGUAACGCCGCAGGUGGUGGUGCUAUAUCUGCCGUCGCUGCAACAAAAACACCGAUUGUAUUCAUUGGUACCGGUGAGCAUAUACUAGACAUGGAAAAGUUCGAGCCCCAGAGGUAUAUCUCGAAAUUGCUAGGCAUGGGUGAUAUGCAAGGCUUGGUAGAACAUGUUCAGUCGUUAAAAUUGGAUCAAAAAGAUACAAUGAAGCAUAUUGCUGAGGGUCUAUUCACCGUACGUGAUCUCCGAGAUCAAUUAAACAAUAUCAUGAAAAUGGGCCCGCUCUCAAAAAUGGCAGGCAUGAUCCCCGGUUUAUCAAACCUGAUGGGCGAUGUUGGAGACGAGGAAGGAAGCAUGAAAUUGAAGCGGAUGAUGUACAUCAUGGACAGCAUGACAACAAAAGAGCUGGAUUCGGACGGGAAGGUGUUUGUGCAGCAACCUGAACGCAUGACGAGAAUCGCGCGUGGAUCUGGUACAUCGGUCAGAGAAGUAGAGGAUGUUUUAACACAGCACAAGAUGAUGGCACAGAUGGCAAAGAAGAUGAAGGGGGGCAUGAAGGCAAUGCAACAAGGAGGCAUGGGAAGAGGAGCACCGAAUCCUCAGCAACUCGCUGCGAUGCAAAAGAGGAUGCAAGCUAUGGGAGCCGGUGGGGCGGGGCCGGGGGGUAUGGAUAUGGCAUCUAUGAUGCGGGCACUAGGUGGUGGUGCCGGAGGUGCCGGAGGCAUGGAUAUGAACAAGAUGAUGUCACAAAUGGCAUCGAUGUUCGGAGGCGGUGGGCCUCGACGUUAG